Messenger RNA from Enterobius vermicularis (human pinworm), 1134 nucleotides. Lineage: Eukaryota; Metazoa; Nematoda; Chromadorea; Rhabditida; Oxyuridae. The record is from the annotation of a GenBank genome assembly.
AAAAAUUUUGAAGAUGGUUACGAACGAGAAGGUGCACAUUUAUCAAUCUAUCACAAAGGCAAACUUGUAGUCAACGUCUGGAGUGGCCAUGCAGAUUUUGAAGCUGGUCGUCUGUGGACAAAUUACACUAAGAUGGUGUUAUUUUCUGCUACAAAAGCUAUAACAUCGUUAUGUGUGGCAAUGUUGGUUGACAGAGGUCGUCUUGCAUAUGACGAUUUGGUAGUUAAAUAUUGGCCAAAAUACGGUCAAUUCAGCAAGGAAAAUACAACUAUCGAAGACUUGCUCACUCAUAGGGUAACUAAGGCAGGAAUACCGUAUCUUGAGGACAUAACGAUGAACGAUGCAACAGAUCCAAGCCGGAUAAUGGAGAAACUUGAAGGUGCGAAACCUCUCUGGAAACCGGGAUCUGCAUCUGGAUAUCAUGCAAUAACUUUUGGAUGGUUAGUAGAUGGAGUAUUUCGAAAGGCUGAUGAAUAUGGACGAGAUGUCAAGACAUUUUUUAAAGAAGAAAUUGCUGAUAAAUACGGGCUUGAUAUCGUUAUUGGCCCUGACCAAGCAAAUUUCGGUUCAUACGCGCGAAUCACGCUACCUGGCUUGGUUGAGUAUGCUCGCGAUAUUUUUGCUGAUCCACGGAUGAUAGCGAUGUUAGGCCUGUUGUAUGUCAGGUCUUCAAACUCAAUUGCUGCAAAACUUCGCAUUCAUCCGUCUUGGAUUCCACUCAACUAUGAUACCGUGGCUCUAAACGACCCAAAGAUAUUGUCGCUCAAUUUGCCAUCAGUAACUGGUGUUGCAAAUGCGGAAAAUCUAGCCAGACUUUUCUCCAUGAUGCUUGAUGGAAAACUGAUUAGCAACAAGACGCUUUCUCUGAUAUCUAAGCCAACAAUGGACGGUUGGCAUUUGGAACAGGUGGUUCUGUAUCCAUUCGUAAAAGGCCAUGGCUUUUUCUUUGCUCCUCGCCCGAUAAGAGAGGGCGGUUAUGUGUGGGGUCAUCCAGGGUAUGGUGGUCAAGCUUUAAAUGUUGAUGUUGAGAAGGGUAUAUCAUUUGCUUAUCUUACGAAUGGUCUCAAAACUGGUUCUGGCGAAAUGUGUAAGACGUACUGGCGAUUACUUAACAAAUUAUAUGAGAUUGUUUAA